AUGUUUGGUGGGACGAAUACCUCCACUUCCCCUGCCACCAAAAGUCCUACUACCUCAACGGCCCCUCAAGAACCUCAAGGUAAAGGUUUAUUCUCAAUGUUUGGAUCCAGUAGUAGUCCGCAAGCUGGACCCAGAGGCCCAACUGCUGGAACCUUUCCACUUAGAGGUCUUCCACCCAAAGAACCUCCAGGAAAAACCUUGUUUUCCAUGUUUGGUGGACCUGCCCCUCGGCAGCAAGCCAGUCCAAGGGGUCCUCCUCAGGCUAGUGCUGGAUCUUCUUUAUUUGGGGGAAUCCUCCAAGGUUCUUCUUCACAUAAAGAAAGCCAGGGCACAGGCCUGUUCUCCAAGUUUGGAGGUCCCAGUGCUCCACCUCAAAGUGGCCCAAGAAUGCCUGUGCCAAGAGAAACAGGACCCAGAGGUUCAGAGCCCCCAGGAAAAGGACUGUUUUCUAUGUUUGGUGGACAAAACCAGCAAGCAUCAGCAGCUCAGCCUACAGUUUUAAAAACACUUGAGUCAGACGGUAGCUUUAAAGUUUCUUCUGUGUUUUCACUGGGAGGGAGUUCUGAUGUCAGCAAAUCCAAAACUGGGUUUGGCCUGUUCGGAAGGUCUUUUCUGGAUGAGAACAAAACAGAGCCUGAAUCAGUUGUUACUUGGAAGGAGAAUAACACAGCUGAACAAGCAACACCUCUGGAAACUGAAGGUAUUUUGGAAGAAGCCACAGAUAAGGUAGCCACAUUGGAAGCCACCAAGCAAACUGAUUUUCAACUAGAAGAGGAAACAAACAGUAAAACCCUACAAAGUUCUGAUCAUGUCUCUGAGGUAGAUAGUUUGUCUACUUUGGAUACACCAAAGAUGAUCAGUCUACCAGAGAGUGACGCCAUGCGAUAUAAAAAAGACAAGAAAGUGACUGAAGACACACAAUCACAUGACCAAACUAGUCUAGAAGUAAACGAGUCUGUAGAAUUCAAUAAAGAAGUUACUGAAAUUCAAAGUAUUAAUGAUGAUUCUGACAUUGCUAUAAGCAAACACCAUUUGGUAUCAAAAGUAACCGACAGUCUGCCAACACCAGAAAGUACUACGGAUAGUCCUGACACAGAUGCUAGACCAGAUAUGGUUGAAACGGAGCUUGGGAUCUCUGGUAUUGAAGGCGGAACCGUUUCUGAGGUAGAGAAACAAAAGGUUGUUGUUGAAGAGCAGGAGUCAUCUCUGAGUGUGGAGGAGUCAACCCGCGUCCAUAAUAAGGUUCUUAGUGAAGAAGAAACUCCUGUCAAGCAAUCAAAUGAACAUUUGAAAGCUCCUGGUGAAGAACAAACCGUAGAAGUAGAAAAACCGAUGGAACCAUCAGAAUUAAUUAAUGAUAAAGAAAGUGUUACCCCUGAGAAAGCAACUGUAGCAGAAGCCGAAACGGUUGUUAAUCAGCAAACUACUGCAGAGUCAGUGGAAGAAAAUUUAGCAGUGACUGCAGUUUCACAUGUAGAGACAUCUGAAGACUUGAAAGCCACGUUCGAACUGACUGCAGAAGAAACAACAAAAGCAAAUGUGGAGCUGGGAGAAUCUUGUGUGGAACUUCAACAUGGACUGGAGCAAUACUCUGAUGGGAAUAAUUCUGCUCCAGUGGUUUUGGCAGCAGGCGAGGACAAACAUGCUAGUACAAGCCCACAAGUAGCUUUGACAUCCGAAGACAUUAAGGCUCCAACAUUGGGUCCUGUUAUGCCUCUACCACAGCAAGCACUCAGACCUGGUAUAAGCGGAGUACCUGUACCACCAGGACAACAAAUGCCUUCACCACGGAUGGGGGGACCAAGAAUGGGAAGUCCAAGAAUGGGGGGACCAAGAAUGCCUGGGCCCAGACACCCAGGACCUCAGAAGCCCUGUGAGCCAACUUCUUUUUCUGGCUUCAUGUCCAUGUUCUCCAACACCUCUAGUGCACCAAGUAAACCAGCGGCUGUUGGGGGCUUUUUCUCAAGCUCGCCUGGUUCACUGUUUGGAUCAUCUGCUCCUCGGCAACCCCAAAAACCACAACAACAACAGAAGAGCUCUUUUUUUGGCCUACCGAGUAGCAUCGCUACUGAAUCCCUCACAGGUGAUCUUUUAGGUAUAUUCAAGGGUCCGGAGACAACUAAAUCAGAGGAACCCCUCCCCUCCGUCAUCAACUCUGAACCAGGACGAUGUCCAAAUGCAGAAUCGGCCCCUGAGAACACUGAUGGACAUGUGAAAAUUGCACAGGACGCAGUCGCUGAAAAAGGUUUGGUGGAGGUUGCAGAACAAACUGAUAAAGAAGAUGGAAAAGAAAGUUCUACCAUUGAACCAGACAUAGAAACAGUUUUAUCCGGAAAAAAUGUUCAACACCAUGAACACAGAGAACAUUCUGAAGAGUCCACUGGGUCUGACAAAGCAGUAUCACUUGCACCUCCUCCUGAGAGUCAAGACCAUGUCCCUCAAAACAAAGGCCUUUUUGACAUACCAGUAAUGUCUGCCCCCAAAUUUGGCUUUCUGUCUGCAGCUGCUGAAGGAACCUCAUCGAUUGGAACGCUCUUCUCCUCGUCAUCUCCAGCAGGGGAUACCAAAGCAGCUCAGUUGCCACAGACUGAGGGGGGUCUUUUCUCUGGCUUUAAAAGUCUCUCAGCAGGAAUCUUCCAGGAUGAAAAUCAGUCGGCAAAGGAAGAACCAUCGUCUAGGCCAUCAGUUUUUGGCAUGAAAUUGGGCUCAAUGUUCGGGACCUCUGAUCCUCCCAAACCUGCAGUGGUGACAACCCAACCACAGCCCCAGAGUCCAAAACACACAGACGAGAUUCUUAAAGCAGAGCCUGACAAAGUCUCCCAAGACUCUGGAGACACUGAGAGCGCAGAUGCCAGCGAGACUGAAGGGCCGAGCGGGACGUCAAAAGCGGGAAGUUUUGACAGCUUGGGGAACGUUCCUCAGACGGGGCUUGCGUUUGAGUCGGCGCCGCUGGCAGAAAAUUGGGAUAGACCUGAGUUACAGAUCAGCUGUGAGAAGGAUGCGGGUGAAGCUGCAGCACCUGACAGGACGACGACACAGCUGAGCAGCUCCCGGCCUGCCAGGAGCCUCUCGACACAGGAAGACGCUAAAAGCCACGUGGACUCAUCAGGUCAUCUCAGUCCCAGCAGCUCGCAGCUCAGUUCUGAGUCCGAGGAGCGCCGUGACCUCGGGCCGGGCCCCCCCGGGGGACAGCACCCGGCCCUGCGCAGCCAGCCGUCCACCUGGGACGAGGAAGACGAGGGGCUGGAGGAACGUCCGCCUUCCAGACCGGCCUCGGAUCCGAGGGAUGCACCGGUGGUCCCGCCCACACGGACCUUUGAGGAGAGGAAGAGUGACUUCUGCUGUUCUCACUCCAGAGUCCGCUGGCUCAAAGCCUACCACAGAGUCCGAGGCAAGCUGGUCCAGGAGAGCCGAGACCAGGAUGCCGACCAAGACCAGGGUGCUGACCCCAGCAAGCAGCCGUGGGCCAGACCAGGAGGAAACACACCAUUCGGCAUCGACAGCACGCCCAACCUCCACAGGAGGAGGCCCAUCCCCCUGGUUAGUGAGCUGACCAUGAUCCAGUCCAGGAAGUCCCACAGCUGGUCCACGUGGACGUCUCUGAAGGACGAGGACCUUAAGAGUCACGUGUACAAGAAGACGCUGCAGGCGCUCAUCUACCCCAUCUCCUGCACCACCCCCCACCUUCUGGAGGUGUGGACGGCCACCACGCCCACCUACUGCUACGAGUGCCAGGGGCUGCUGUGGGGCAUCGCCCGGCAGGGCCUGCGCUGCACAGAGUGCGGCGUCAAAGUUCACGAGAAGUGCCAGGAGCUGCUCAACGCCGACUGCCUGCAGAGGGCGGCCCAGAAGAGCUCCGUGGAGGAGCGCACGCAGCACGUCAUCACGGCCAUGAAGGACAGGAUGAAGAUACGUGAGAGGAACAAGCCGGAGAUCUUCGAGGAGAUCCGCCGGGUUUUCAAGGUCAGCAGGACGCUGCACGCGCAGAACAUGAAGAACAUCAAGCAGAGCGUUCUGGACGGAACCUCCAAGUGGUCGGCCCGCAUCGCCAUCACCGUGGUGAGUGCCCAGGGUCUGCAGGCCAAGGACAGGACAGGAUCCAGUGACCCCUAUGUCACCAUCCAAGUGGGCAAGACCAAGAAGCGGACCAAGACCAUCUUUGGGAACCUGAAUCCAGUCUGGGAGGAGAAGUUCACCUUCGAAUGCCACAACUCGUGGGAGCGAGUCAAGCUGCGUGUCUGGGACGAGGACGAUGACAUCAGGUCCCGGGUCAAGCAGCGCCUGAAGAGAGAGUCUGAUGACUUCCUGGGUCAGAGCAUCAUCGAGGUCCGAACUCUGAGUGGCGAGAUGGACGUCUGGUACAACCUGGAGAAGAGAACCGACAAGUCGGCCGUCUCCGGCGCCAUUCGCCUCCAGAUCAGCGUGGAGAUCGAAGGGGAGGAGAAGGGGGCUCCGUACCACCUGCAGUACACCUGUCUCCACGAGAACAUGUUCCACCACGUGACGGAGGUAGAGGGCGGAGUCAAGAUCCCCGGGACGCGCGGCGAGGAGGCCUGGAAGAUUUACUUUGACGAGCUGCAGCAGGACGUGGUGGACGAGUUCGCCAUGCGCUACGGCGUGGAGUUCAUCUACCAGGCCAUGACACACUUCUCCUGCCUGUGGUCCAAGUACACCAUGUCAGGCGUGCCGGCGGUUAUGAGCACCUUGUUGGCCAACAUCAACGCCUUCUACGCACACCCCAGCACCACCACCGCCGUCUCCGCCCAGGCCAGGUUCGCCGCCUCCAACUUCGGGAGGGAUCGCUUUGUCAAAAUUCUGGAUCAGCUACACAACUCUCUUCGUAUCGACCUGUCCAUGUACAGAAACAACUUUCCAGCUAGCAACAAGUCCCGCCUCAGUGAUCUGAAGUCCACAGUGGACCUUCUGACCAGCAUCACCUUCUUCAGGAUGAAGGUGUUGGAGCUGCAGAGUCCGCCCAGGGCGUCCACGGUGGUGCGAGACUGCGUGAAGGCCUGCCUGAACUCCACCUACGAGUACAUCUUCAACAACUGUCUGGAGCUCUUCAACAGACAGUUCCAGCCUGAGCCAAAGAAGAAGGAAAAGGGAGAAGUGGAUGAGGAAGAGGAAGAGGAGAAGGGAGAAGAGGAGAAGAAGGAUGAGGAGAGCCCGCCUGAAGAACAAGGCCCCAGCAUCCAGAACCUGGACUUCUGGCCCAAACUCAUCACGCUCAUCGUGUCCAUCAUGGAGGAGGACAAGAGCUCGUACACGCCCGUCAUCAACCAGUUCUCUCAGGAACUAAACGUUGGUAAGGUUAGCGCUGAAGUCAUGUGGACGCUCUUCGCUCAGGACGUCAAAUACGCCCUAGAGGUGCCCGGCACCUACCACAUCCGCAAGCUUGACUUCCACCCUGAGCACGAGAAACACAAAGUGUGUAAGGCGGCCGACUACAUGAACCUUCACUUCAAGAUCAAGUGGCUCUACAACGAGUACGUCGCCCAGCUGCCUGCCUUCAGUGGCGCCGUUCCCGAGUACCCGGCAUGGUUCCUGCCGUUUGUGCUGAGCUGGCUGAAGGAAAACGAAGAUGUUUCCAUGGACUUCAUGCAUGCUGCAUUGGAAAGAGACAAGAGAGAAGGAUUCCAAUCCACGUCGGAGCACGCUCUCUUCUCCAGCUCGGUGGUGGACAUCUUCACACAGCUCAACCAGAGCUUUGACAUCAUCCGCAAGCUGGACUGUCCCGAUGGGGCCGUGCUGGCUCAGUACCACCGCCGCUUCGCCAAGACCAUCAGCAGAGUCCUGCUACAGUACUGCUCCCUGCUGGCCAACACCUUCCCUUCAUACUGUGCCAAGGAGAAGAUACCGUGUGUGCUGAUGAACAACAUCCAGCAGAUGAGGGUGCUGCUGGAGAGGAUGUUUGAGUCCAUGGGAGCCAAGCAGUUUACAGCAGAGGAAGAAAGGCUGGAGGAGGAGGAGUCUGAUGAGGAGGAGGAGUCUGAUGAGGAGGUGGAGUUGGACUCAGAGGCUGCUGACAUCCUGAAUGAUCUGCAGGUGAAGCUCAACACCUUCAUGGACAACUUCAGUCAUGUCUUCGCCAAAAGUUUCCAGACAGGUGUGACAGUGUGCAUGCGUGACAUGGCAGACAUCUUGUGUCACAUGAAAGGACCUCCUGACAGCAACACAGCACAAGCAGAUGCUGACCUCAUGUUGAGACCUCUGAUGGACUUCCUGGACUCUAACCUGGGUGUGUUUGCUGAGGUGUGUGAGAAGACGGUGCUGAAGAGGAUCCUGAAGGACUUGUGGAAGGUUGUCAUCAUCAGCUUGGAGAAGACUAUUGUGUUACCAUGCAGCAACGACAGUCUGGGUGCUCAGAUUCUGACGGCCGCCAAAGGACUUUCUAACCUGAAGAGCGGAAGUGAAACCAAAACACUGACGCCCAAACAAUGUGUCAUCAUCGAUGCCAGCUUGGAGAGCAUCAAGCAAUAUUUCCAUGCGGGAGGAAAUGGUCUGAAGAGAAGUUUCGUGGAUAAAAGUGCUGAGUUAGAGUCUCUGCACUACAUCUUGUCACUUUACUCCCAGACCACCGACCUUCUCAUCAGGACCUUCGUCAGCACACAGCGCUCGCAAGUGCACGGCGGGAUGGGCAUCAGGAUCACAGCCAAUGAGAAGACUCGACCCGAUAGAGGUAGCGGUGUGGAGAAGCCCAUAGGAGAGUUGCUACUGCAGGUGGAAACCACCAAGGAGCGUAAAGUCAACGUGAAAGUCGUUGCCGUCAACGACAUGAAAUGGCAAACAUCCGGAAUGUUCAGGCCUUUCGUGGAAGUUUCCCUGGUGGGACCUUACUUGGCGGACAAGAAGCGCAAGUUUACCACCAAGUCCAAAAACAACAGCUGGAGCCCCAAGUUCAACGAAACCUUCCAGUUCGUCCUGGGCAAGGAGUCGUCAGACUGCUACGAGCUGCACGCCGCCGUCAAGGACUACUGCUUUGGUCGGGCGGACCGCGUGGUGGGCGUGGCCGUGCUGCAGCUGCGCCACGUGGCCGAGCGCAAGAGCUGUGUGUGCUGGUGUCCUCUGGCGCCGCGCGUAUACACCGACCAGACCGGCACCACCGUCAUGCGCAUCCUGGCCCAGCGGCCCGCCGACGAGCUCGCCAAGGAGCUGGUCCGCAUGAAGGCGGAGUCUAGGCCGGCCGAGGAGGGGACGUGAGCCACGCCCACUACUUCAAUAUGCAAAUGAGUCGUAAUCAUCAACUGUCUUUUGAUGUCCUCCUCAUUCUUGGACGUCAAGCAUGUUAACAUGUUAGCUAACAGGAAGUACUUCGGCUGACAGGAAGUGCUUUGGUUGACAGGAAGUACUUCGGUGGACAGGUAGUACUCAGGUUGACAAGAAGUACUUGAACUGACAGGAAAUAUUGGAGCUGACAGGAAGUACUUUAGCUGACAGGAACUACUUCGGCUGACAGGAAGUAAUUCAGAUAACACGAAGUACUUGAUCUAACAGAAAAUACUUAAUCUAACAGGAAGUACUUGAUCUGACAGGAAAUACUUAAUCUAACAGGAACUACUUGAUCUGACAGGAAGUACUUGAGUUGACAGGAAGUACUUGAGCUGACAGGAAAUACUUAAUCCAACAGGAAGUACUUUAUCCGACAGGAAGUACUUGAGUUGACAGGAAGUACUUGAUCUAACAGGAAGUGCUUGAUCUGACAGGAAGUACUUGAUCUAAGUACUUCCUGUUAGAUCAAGUACUUUCUGACAACAAACGUGACAAAAAAUGUGUGCCAUCACUUCCUGUCAACAUGCGACAUCACUUCCUGACAAAAAAUGUGUGCCAUCACUUCUUGUCGACAUGCGACAUCACUUCCUGACAACAUUGGACAUUGCUUCCUGUCAACAUGUGACAUCACUUCCUGUCAACUUCCUGAUCACUUUCUUGUCAACAUGUGACAUCACUUCCUGACAACAAAUGUGUGACAUCACUCCCUGUCGACAUGCGACAUGACUUCCUGUCAACAUGUGACAUCACUUCCUGACAACAAACGUGUGACAUUACCUCCUGUCGACAUGCGACAUGACUUCCUGUCAACAUGUGACAUCACUUCCUGACAACAAACGUGUGACAUUACCUCCUGUCGACAUGCGACAUCACUUCCUGUCAACAUGUGACAUCAGUUCCUGACAACAAACAUGUGACAUCACUUCCUGUCGACAUGCGUCAUCACUUCCUGUCAUUAAACGUGUGACAUCACUUCCUGUGCACAUUGUGUGUAGAAGUGUGUUGAGAGUGCCAAAAGUGUGUGAAAGAAAGAAUGUUGUUGCUUGAAAUGCAAUAAAAUAUUGUUUAUUGACAACGUGCCAAGAAAUGUAGUUGCAAGAAAUGUAGUUGCAAGUGUGGCUUUCAAAAAGUGCACUUUUGCCAAAAGCUUGAAGUACAAAGCAUCUUGUUGUUGUGUGUGUCCAGCAUGUAGCUGAUGUGUACAAAGUAGAAUGUGUGUAUUUCUUUUACCUGGAAAUAUUUGGGACAUCAAAUAUUCAUGAAGGACGUCACUUUGUGUGUCAGCUUCAUCCACUUUUUCUAAAACCACCCUUUCACAAUAAAGUACUUUGUCUUCUUUCUCA
Entelurus aequoreus (snake pipefish) is the source of this 8612-nucleotide messenger RNA. Its product is annotated as protein unc-13 homolog B-like. The record is from RefSeq and is a predicted model, not a curated record. Gene Ontology annotation, molecular function: calmodulin binding; syntaxin-1 binding; calcium ion binding. Gene Ontology annotation, biological process: synaptic vesicle maturation; presynaptic dense core vesicle exocytosis; dense core granule priming. The coding region runs from base 1 to 7200 and encodes 2399 amino acids. NCBI's taxonomy places the organism in Eukaryota, Metazoa, Chordata, Actinopteri, Syngnathiformes, Syngnathidae. Gene Ontology annotation, cellular component: presynaptic membrane; terminal bouton; presynaptic active zone cytoplasmic component. The transcript is spliced from 36 exons.